Lontra canadensis (Northern American river otter) is the source of this 1872-nucleotide messenger RNA. RefSeq names its product kelch domain-containing protein 3-like. Gene Ontology annotation, molecular function: protein binding; chromatin binding. Lineage: Eukaryota; Metazoa; Chordata; Mammalia; Carnivora; Mustelidae. The transcript has a single exon. The coding region runs from base 156 to 1304 and encodes 382 amino acids. Gene Ontology annotation, cellular component: cytoplasm. The record is from RefSeq and is a predicted model, not a curated record.
AUCUCGUUGGGGACCAAGGUGUCGGUUGGCGCGCAACGGGUUCUAGACUGCAGGCAGCUCGAGGACCCGCGGCCCCGCCCCGGCCCGGCCUGGCAGGUAGCAGAGGCAGCAGGCCGUGCCGGGGGGGCAUGUUGCUGUAACCAGUGACCCAGGGGAUGUUACGGUGGACAGUGCACCUGGAGGGCGGGCCCCGCAGGGUGAACCAUGCUGCAGUGGCUGUUGGGCACCGGGUAUACUCCUUCGGGGGUUACUGCUCUGGUGAAGACUAUGAAACACUGCGUCAGACUGAUGUGCACAUUUUCAAUGCAGUGUCCUUGCGUUGGACAAAGCUGCCCCCAGUGAGGCCUGCCAUCCGUGGGCAGGCUCCUGUGGUACCCUACAUGCGGUAUGGACACUCAACUGUCCUCAUCGACGACAUGGUCUUCCUUUGGGGCGGGCGGAAUGACACCGAAGGAGCCUGCAAUGUGCUUUAUGCCUUUGAUGUCAAUACUCACAAGUGGUCCACACCCCGUGUGUCGGGAACAGUUCCUGGAGCCCGGGAUGGACAUUCAGCUUGUGUCCUGGGCAAGACCAUGUACAUUUUCCGGGGCUAUGAGCAGCUGGCGGACUGCUUUUCCAAUGACAUUCACAAGCUGGAUACCAGCACCAUGACAUGGACCCUUAUCUGUACAAAGGGCAACCCUGCGCGCUGGAGGGAUUUCCACUCGGCCACAAUGCUGGGCAGUCACAUGUAUGUCUUUGGGGGACGUGCUGACCGCUUUGGGCCAUUCCAUUCCAACAACGAGAUUUACUGCAACCGCAUCCGUGUCUUUGACACCAGGACUGAGGCCUGGCUGGACUGUCCCCCAACUCCGGUGCUGCCUGAGGGCCGCUGGAGCCACUCAGCCUUUGGCUACAAUGGGGAGCUGUACAUCUUUGGUGGCUAUAAUGCGAGGCUGAACCGGCACUUCCAUGACCUCUGGAAGUUUAACCCUGUGUCCUUUACCUGGAAGAAGAUUGAACCAAAGGGGAAGGGGCCAUGUCCCCGCCGGCGCCAGUGCUGCUGUAUUGUUGGUGACAAGAUUGUUCUCUUUGGGGGUACCAGUCCAUCUCCUGAGGAAGGUCUGGGAGAUGAAUUUGACCUCAUAGAUCAUUCUGACUUACACAUUUUGGACUUUAGCCCUAGUCUGAAGACUCUUUGUAAACUGGUCGUGAUUCAGUAUAACCUGGACCAGUCCUGUUUGCCCCAUGACAUCAGGUGGGAGCUGAAUGCCAUGACCACCAACAGCAAUAUCAGUCGCCCCAUCGUCUCCUCCCAUGGGUAGGAGAAAGUUGCUGCCGCCUCCCUUCCCGAGCCUGCUAUUAUCUUCACUGCCCCUUCCCAUCCCUCACCUGCCUGCCCCUUUGGACCCUGGACUCGGUAUACCUCUGCGUGGAGUUGUUGGACUAGAGGUGUUUCCUGUGCUGUGAACUCAGUGGGGAGCUGUAGGGGGGAGGGCGAGAUCCCUCCCCCCUUGGGGCGAGGGCCCCUUCCCCUUGGUGCUCUGUCCCAUACACCUCCUUCCAACUGCUCCUGGGCCUCUGCUCUGCCCCAGGCCAGCCAGGCUCUGCUGGGAAUUGAAGGAAAUGGGGAUAAGGGAGAAGCAAGCAGUGUCUGAGCCUCAGGAGCUUCCUCCCCACCCUUGUUUCCACCCCCUCCCCCGCUUGAGCCAUGAGCAUCCAUUGGGAGCUGAGAGGAGUUGCAACUGUUGCCAUGAAACCUCCUUCUCCCUGACCUGGGGAGGCGAGGACCGGCAGAUAAUCCCACCCUUCCCUGAGCUGUUGCUGUUCCCUGACGCUCCCAGCCAGCUCAGAUUUUAUAAAAAUGAAUUAAAAAUCUCAAAAAAAAAAAAA